CCAGGAGCUUCAUCGGCUGUCCUACCACUCUCUUUCGACUUCUCCUCGAGCUCCCCCCCUCCGUGAGGCCCGUUCGUUGGUUUUUUCUCUCCUCCAGCUUGCAGGUUGUGCUCUAGGUUGGAGGUCAUCAUGGGUCUCCUCUAUCCUGCCAGUACUGCUACCGUGUCACUCCUGGUGAUAGGAGGAUACAUGCUAUUCCAUGGAGAUGGCGAACAGUUUAAUGUCGGCCAAUUCCUCGAAUCCGUGUCCCCGUACGCCUGGGCGAACCUGGGUAUUGCGAUGUGUAUCGGUUUAUCGGUUGUAGGAGCAGCAUGGGGCAUCUUCCUUACGGGCUCUUCGAUUGUCGGCGGUGGUGUCAAGGCACCUAGAAUUCGGACAAAGAACUUGAUCUCGAUUAUUUUCUGCGAAGUCGUGGCUAUUUACGGAGUUAUCAUGGCUAUUGUGUUCUCUUCGAAGCUCAACCUGGUGGACAACGACGAGCUUCUCACGGGCGGCAACUACUACACCGGUUACGGACUGUUCUGGGGUGGCCUCACGGUGGGCGCAUGCAACUUGAUCUGCGGUGUCUCUGUCGGCAUGAACGGAAGUGGUGCGGCCCUGGCCGAUGCUGCUGACGCUACCCUGUUCGUGAAGAUCCUCGUCAUUGAGAUCUUCAGUUCGGUACUUGGUCUGUUCGGCCUUAUCGUCGGGCUCCUGAUAGCAGGAAAGGCGACCGAUUUCGGAGCCUAAGGUUGGCGGCGGAAGAUGUCUUCUCUGAGAGAAGACUAGAUGAACCGGGGUGGAAAUCAUCUGUACGACUUGGAUUUUUUAAGCUUCACUUUCUUCUGAUGUUCUCUUAUAUACCGCAUUGAGGCGUAUGGAAUCGACUUGAACUGUAGAGUCUUGGGAAUGCGUGAAUAGCGUCAUGAUUCCCGCGAAAUUGCUAUGAUGUUUGAAGAGGUGGUGUACAGUAACAGGCGUCGGGGAUAAUGGACGUACUAAGUAUUUAAAUGCAAU
This is a messenger RNA of Aspergillus steynii IBT 23096, 996 nucleotides long. RefSeq names its product H(+)-transporting V0 sector ATPase subunit c''. Lineage: Eukaryota; Fungi; Ascomycota; Eurotiomycetes; Eurotiales; Aspergillaceae. Gene Ontology annotation, molecular function: proton-transporting ATPase activity, rotational mechanism. Gene Ontology annotation, biological process: proton transmembrane transport. The transcript has 5 exons. Gene Ontology annotation, cellular component: proton-transporting V-type ATPase, V0 domain. The record is from RefSeq and is a predicted model, not a curated record. Bases 130 to 729 code for a protein of 199 amino acids.